This is a messenger RNA of Emericellopsis atlantica, 2037 nucleotides long. RefSeq lists its product as uncharacterized. The transcript has 4 exons. NCBI's taxonomy places the organism in Eukaryota, Fungi, Ascomycota, Sordariomycetes, Hypocreales, Bionectriaceae. Bases 159 to 1943 code for a protein of 594 amino acids. Gene Ontology annotation, cellular component: cytoplasm; mitochondrion. Gene Ontology annotation, molecular function: proline-tRNA ligase activity; ATP binding. Gene Ontology annotation, biological process: prolyl-tRNA aminoacylation. The record is from RefSeq and is a predicted model, not a curated record.
GAGGUUCACCACGACGGACAUCAGCGAGAAUAAUUUCGCUCCUAUGCAACCCAGGGACGAAAAAAACUAAUGAGAAGCGUCAAUGCGAUGACAGUAGUUGGCAUCUCGCGGCUGAGCCGAUCGGCUCAAUCGCGUCUGUGCCUGUCGCAAACCGUGAGAUGGAUAUCAUGCACUGGUCAUCGCGCCCAGGCGACAAGAUGGACAAUGUCUACUACUGUCUGGACGCCCCCAGUAGGCCGCACGGCAACGAAGGGAGAAUGACACGACAAACUCAUUCGGACUGGGUUUCUCAGAAACGUAGGACCAAGUGCUGCUCAUUGUUGAAUGACCCGAGUAUGCUGAAACAGACGCAGACGCAGCCUGGCAUAUUUCACAUGCUACCGUUGGGGUUGAGGGUGCAAGAGAAGAUCGAGAAGCUCCUGGACAAGCACAUGCACUCAAUCGGGGCUGCUCGCCUCGCAUUGUCAAGCCUUUCCUCAGCGCAGCUCUGGGAGCAAAGUGGUCGGCUUUCUCAAGUCAGCGGCGAGCUCUUCCAGCUUGAGGACCGCAAGAAGCACCGCUUCUUACUGGCCCCUACGCACGAGGAGGAGAUCACCGCGCUGGUGGCAGCUGGUGUUAACUCGUACAAACACACGCCUCUCCGAUUAUACCAGACCACACGCAAGUACCGCGAUGAGAUACGCCCAAGACACGGCCUGCUAAGGUCACGAGAAUUCCUGAUGAAGGAUCUUUACAGCUUUGACUGGUCUUACGAGAAGGCUUUUGAGACUUAUAACUUGGUUGCCAAGGCAUACCAGCAGUUUUUCAAAGACCUCAAUCUGCCCAUUAUCGUGGCCGAGGCCAGCUCCGGCGACAUGGGUGGCAAGCUCAGUCACGAAUACCAUCUGACCAGCCCUAUUGGGUCGGAUACAAUCUACACCUGUAAUAAAUGCGAUUACGCUUCCAAUGACGAGGUCGCUUCGCCUAGGCUCCCCGCUGCCGACGAAGUGAUCGGAGGGGAGGCAGUUUCCGUUCCAAUUUUGGCAUGGACGGGUGUCACCACGGACAGGAAGACACUGGUCAAUGUCUGGAUACCAAAAGACGCCGGGGACCCGAAUAUCCACGCCAUCAAGGCCGCAGUGCCUGAUCUCGAUACGACGCUUUCGGGCCAGCCCGCAAAUCAGGCUUGGGAAGACCAGCACAAUUCCACCACGGCUGGAGGGCCACCUCUAGUCAAGCAGUUGAUUGACGGCCGUCUGACGAAACUUAUGACAACAGUCGAUGAGCUCCUCGACGCUGGAGAAGGCCACACCGUCGAGAAAAUAAGUCAAGACGAGGAUUGCCAGCCUCUGAAUCUUGUUCGUCUCAAACAAGGCGAUGCCUGUCCACGCUGCGAGGGAGGUAAAGUGCAGACGCACCGCGCCCUGGAGCUUGGACAUACCUUUUACUUAGGAACCCGCUACUCCGAGCCCUUUAGUGCCAAAGUGGCAGCGGCCGACCCAAAGCAGCCCAAAGUGACCCUCUCUAUGGGUUGUUACGGACUGGGCAUCUCACGCAUAUUCGCGGCCCUCGUGGAGCACUUUGUCACUGAAAAGGGGCUCCAAUGGCCCGUCGCCAUCGCGCCAUUCCAUGUCUACGUCGUUCCCACCAUGGAGAUGACGGACGAAGCCUGGAAGCUCUAUGAUGCCAUCUCCGCGAGCAAAGAGCAAGACAAGGCGCUUGACGUUGUGGUGGAUGACCGCAAGGUUUCCUUUGGCUGGAAGAUGAAUGACGCCGAGACCAUUGGAUAUCCCAUUCAAGUUGUUCUCGGUAAGAAGUUCCAGAAGGACGGGAUCUGCGAGGUCCAUGUCCACAAGUAUAGGACGAGGGCGGAUGUUUCUGUGAACGAAGCGCCGACGUACAUUGCGGAACAGAUCCGCAAGAUUGAGCAAGAUGAAGGUGUAUCACCACAAAUGCGAAUAUGAAGAAGCACAGCACAAAGACGCAAGUCGAGGGCAUCGCUACUGCAUGGAGUGGAACCAGAACAGCCGCGUGUAGGAGCGGUGGACAGCCUUCCAU